Molecule: messenger RNA, 1060 nt
Organism: Leptonychotes weddellii (Weddell seal)
Lineage: Eukaryota; Metazoa; Chordata; Mammalia; Carnivora; Phocidae
Source: RefSeq, a predicted model, not a curated record
AUGUCUGGAGAUGGUUUGAUUGCCACAGCUGGGGGGGAGUUGCUCCUGGAGUCUAGUGGGAAGAGCCCGGGGAUGCUGCAGAGCCUCCUGCGGUGCACAGGACAGCCCCCCACGGUGAAGAGUUAUCCAACGCGAAAUAGCGGCAGUGCUGAGGUGGAGAGCACCUUCUCUGCCGAGCAGUUGCGGUCCAGCGCAGAGCUCCAUCCUGACCUGCUCACAGAGUGCCUCACUGUGCAGCCCCUGCAGUCGGCCACCUCCCCGCGCGAUGCUGCUGUUGAUGGGGCGGUGGGACACUCCCCCGGGCCUGGACCUGACCUCUAUCCAGCCUCCAUCUUUGGCAACAGUCAUUCGAGCCGAAGCGGAACAGCUGCUGGGGCCAUGCCAGCCCCACAUGCCGUCGGCCACCCUUCCCCGGGCCAGAGUGUGCAGGGGAGCCCCCACAACCCCGCCUCCCAGUUACCUCCGCUCGCAGCUGUGGACGCGGGAGCCGAGAGGUUUGCACCUUCUGCCCCGUCUCCUCACCACAUCAGCCCCCGGAGAGUUCCAGCUCCUUCUUCAGUAAUGCCGAGAACGCAGCCUCCCCACACCCAGCAGCCAGUGGGUGGGCCACACCUGAAGUCUUACCAGCCCGAAACAAACUCUUCCUUUCAACCAAAUGGGAUCCACGUCCAUGGAUUUUACGGGCAGCUACAGACAUUCCGCCCCCCCCAGUAUCCCGACUCCCAGAGAGCCAUGCUGCCCAGCAGCCCCUGCAGCGGGGUGCCUUCCUUCGAGGACUGCCUGGCCCCCACGCCCAUGGGGCAGGCCGGCUUUGACGUGUUCCACAGAGCCUUCUCUGCUCACUCGGGCAUUGCAGGUGGGUGGCUGUCUGUGACUUAGAAACUCUGGCAGACUCGCAGGUGGGACCAGGUGGGUUUGCCGUGUCUGGCCUAGACGAGGCUUGACCUGGCACAUGACUGCAUCAUGUCCUGUUGAAUCUGCCCCUGAAAUGUCUCUAACUUUCAUGCUCCUCUCCAGCCCUACUCCCACCGCCCUGGCUCAGGGGGCCAUAGUGUCUCUC